CGUGCCCUCUAUAUGAGGUUGGGGAGCGGCUGAGUCGGCCUUUUCCGCCCGCUCCCCCCUCCCCCCGAGCGCUGCUCCGGCUCCAGCGCGCUCGCUCCGAGCUCCGGGCUCCUGCCAAGCUAGCGCCGCCGUUGUCUCCCACCGGCCGCCAUCAUGAUCAUCUACCGGGACCUCAUCAGCCAUGAUGAGAUGUUCUCCGACAUUUACAAGAUCCGGGAGAUCGCGGACGGGCUGUGCCUGGAAGUGGAGGGGAAGAUGGUCAGUAGGACAGAGGGUAACAUUGAUGACUCGCUCAUUGGUGGAAAUGCCUCCGCUGAAGGGCCCGAGGGCGAAGGUACUGAAAGCACAGUAAUCACUGGUGUUGAUAUUGUCAUGAACCAUCACUUGCAGGAAACUAGCUUCACGAAAGAAGCCUACAAGAAGUACAUCAAAGAUUACAUGAAAUCAAUCAAAGGGAAACUUGAAGAACAGAGGCCAGAAAGAGUAAAACCUUUUAUGACAGGGGCUGCAGAACAAAUCAAGCACAUCCUUGCUAAUUUCAAAAACUACCAAUUCUUUAUUGGUGAAAACAUGAAUCCAGAUGGCAUGGUUGCUCUGCUGGACUACCGUGAGGAUGGUGUGACCCCAUAUAUGAUUUUCUUUAAGGAUGGUUUAGAAAUGGAAAAAUGUUAACACAUUUGGCAAUUACUUUGGAUCUAUCACCUGUCGUCAUAACUGGCUGCUGCUUGUCAUCCACACAACACCAGGACUUAAGACAAAUGGGACUGAUGCCAUCUUGAGCUCUUCAUUUAUUUUGACCAUGAUUUAUUUGGAGUGGAGGCAUUGUUUUUAAGAAAAAAAACAUGUCAUGUAGGUUGUCUAAAAAUAAAGUGCAUUUAAACUCA
Molecule: messenger RNA, 884 nt
Organism: Cynocephalus volans (Philippine flying lemur)
Lineage: Eukaryota; Metazoa; Chordata; Mammalia; Dermoptera; Cynocephalidae
Gene: TPT1
Product: tumor protein, translationally-controlled 1
Exons: 6
Coding region: 154-672 (172 amino acids)
Cellular component (GO): cytoplasm
Molecular function (GO): calcium ion binding
Source: RefSeq, a predicted model, not a curated record